AUGUCAAAAUAUGCAAAUACAAUAAAUUCAUUUUGUACAAAAUCUGAAAAAUAUACAAAUGAAAUAAUCUUAGAAAAUUUUGGUUUACUUCGUCGUAUGUAUUCAAAUUAUUUAACAACAGAAAUUUAUCAACAUUGGAAUUGGUCAUGGUCUUAUAUAAUUCAACCAACAUAUCAAGAAUCAAAAUUUCGUAUUGUUGUACAAUUUAAUAAUUUACCAUUAACACCUGGACAUUUACUUGCAUUUAAAGCUAUUGUAUUUAAAAAACAUAGUCAGAUAACAAAAUCAAGUGAAUGUAUUUGUUUAAAAGAACAUUUAUGGUUAACUGAUAAUUUAAAUAUUCUUGAAUUAUGUUCACUUGAUGAAUUGAAUCAAUUUAUUUAUAAAGAUACUUUACGUAUUAUGGUUAUUGUCAGACAUGAUUGGCUUGUUAAAAAAUUACAAAUCGAUCAACAAAUAUUAACAAUUAAUUCAAAUGAAUAUAUGUCAGAUAAUAGAAUAAAUAAUUGUGAAAAAAAAUUUUUAAAUGAUAUGAAAUCAAUAGUAAAUCAUAUUGAAACAAGUGAUAUUAUUAUACGAAAUCAUAAUCAAAUAUAUAAAUGUCAUCGUGUUAUAUUAUCAGCACGUUCAUCUUAUUUUCAAACAUUAUUUAAUUCAAAUUUUAAUGAAAAAUUUCAAAAUGAAAUUGAUCUUAGUUCAUUUCUUCGUAAUGAAAAUGAUUUUGAUCUUUUAUAUUCAUAUAUAUAUAAAGGUGAAAUUAAUUUAACAUUAAAUAAUAUAUUACAAUAUAUUGAAUUAAGUGAUAAAUUUCUUUUGGAUGAUUUAUAUGAAUUAUGUGAACAAUAUUUAUUAAAUAAUAAUCAUAUUAAUGAAACAAAUGUUUGGAAUAUUCUUGAUAUAUAUAAUACAAUUGGACGUAAAAUAUCUUCAAAUAUUCAAGAAAAAUGUUUUUUUAUACUUAAAAAUAAUCGACAUUUAAUUAAUGAACAAUGUCAUGAUUUACUUAAAAGACAUCCACAUUUAUCUAUUGAACUUGUUAAAUAUUUUGUAUAG
Rotaria sordida is the source of this 1053-nucleotide messenger RNA. The record is from the annotation of a GenBank genome assembly. NCBI's taxonomy places the organism in Eukaryota, Metazoa, Rotifera, Eurotatoria, Philodinida, Philodinidae.